This is a messenger RNA of Exophiala viscosa, 1836 nucleotides long. RefSeq names its product carboxylesterase type B. Lineage: Eukaryota; Fungi; Ascomycota; Eurotiomycetes; Chaetothyriales; Herpotrichiellaceae. The transcript has 5 exons. The record is from RefSeq and is a predicted model, not a curated record. The coding region runs from base 1 to 1836 and encodes 611 amino acids.
AUGGAUUCUAUUCUCACGGUAUUGACCCUACUUCUUGCGUGCUGUGUCGCCUCUGUUCAAUCCGAUCCACGUCCAUAUGCACCAUUCCUGCGAGGUCGACAAUUGAGCAGCAACAGCAAUGCCUCUUCUCUAGAGGUCAAUUUAGGCUAUGGAAUCUAUCAAGGCUACAACAAUGCUACUACAGGUCUGAACCUGUGGAAAGGCAUUCGUUAUGCAGCACCUCCCACGGGUUCCAGCAGAUGGCAGGCUCCGAAAAGUCCAGCGACAAACAACGGUUCGGUGAUUCAAGCUAACCAGUUCGGCCCCAUUUGUCCUCAAGGCCAGGACACAACUAACACAUUGGUCCCAUACAACGGAACUGGAGCAAGUGAAGACUGCCUAUUCUUGAAUGUGUACGCCCCAGCAAAUGCUUCUGGCUUGCCUGUCCUUUUCUACAUCCAUGGUGGAGGGUAUGGCCGUGGCAAUGGUCAACAAGAUCUCUCGGCCAUCAUAAAUGCUAACAAUGAUUCCUUCGUCGGAGUUAGCAUUCAAUAUCGGCUUGGAGCAUUUGGCUUCCUUGCUGGAGAUGAAGUCUUUCGGAAUGGAGUUGUCAAUGCUGGCCUGUUGGAUCAGCACUUCGCGCUCCAAUGGGUGCAGAACUACAUUCAUCUCUUUGGGGGUGAUCCCAGUCAUGUGACAAUCUCCGGUCAAUCCGCAGGAGCUGGCUCGGUCAUGCUCCAAGACAUGGCUUAUGGUGGUUCGCAGGGCCAGUCAUUGUUCAGAAAUACCAUAGCAUCCUCACCUUACUUGCCGAUGCAAUACGGAUACAAGGAUUGGCAACCAUCACAGGCGUACUAUGCCUUCGCGACUAUGGUAGGAUGUGCGCCAACACUACCAUACGGCGCUCACCCAGGCACAAUCUUCGACUGUCUCGUCAGCAAAGAUACUAGCACGUUGCAAAAUGCCAGUGCGACAUUGUCUGAGUCGGGAAAAUACGGCACUUGGUGUUUCCUUCCUGUGACGGACGGUGUCUUCGUUCAAGAUCUUCCGAGUCGGCAGCUCUUACGCAAAGAAUUGAACGGGUUGAAUCUUCUUGUCAGCAACAACGCACUCGAGGGCCCGGCCUAUACUCAGCCCAAUAUCACGACCGAGGACGACCUUGUUGCCUGGCUACAGUUGACGUUUCCCCUUUUCACGAACGAUGACAUUGCCAAGGUCCUGCUCUACUACCCGAGUUCGAAUGCAUCGACAGAUCCAAACGCGCCGCUGUUCGCUACGACUGGCACGAGUGACCCUAGCUUCAUCAAUCAAAGCAGUGUUGCAACUGGUCAACAACAGCGUGCAUUUGCCAUCUACUCGGAGACCACGUUCGUGUGUCCGUCAUACUGGAUGGCGGAAGCGUACAGCGACUUUGGUCGUACCUCGUACAAAUACCAAUACUCGGUGCCUAUUGCAGUUCAUGGGUCAGAUCUUACCGCAUACUUCGGACCAGCAACUCCAAACCAAAGUCCCGAUUUCGUCAACGCCGCGAUGCAAAUCUGGGGCAGCUUCAUCACGCAAGACAAUCCAUCUAUCCCAAGCAGUGUAGCCAACGGAGCGUCGUCCAAUAGUACCCAGACCAACGCAGCGUCCGAGUGGCCUCCGUUCACAAUUUACUCACCCUAUCAGAUGGACUUGAACAUUACAGGAGGGACAUCGUUUCCAUUCAACCUAUCGUACAUUCAUGCUAACUUGACAGAAUAUGGUGAACCCGGCUUGGUCAACGACAUCACCUUGGUGAAUGCAUACACUUGGGAGGCAGGCCGAGGAUAUCGAUGUGACAUGUGGAGAAGCCUUGCAGCCAUAGUGCCUGAAUGA